Messenger RNA from Alligator sinensis (Chinese alligator), 4671 nucleotides. Its product is annotated as structural maintenance of chromosomes protein 6-like. Gene Ontology annotation, molecular function: damaged DNA binding; single-stranded DNA binding. Bases 253 to 3564 code for a protein of 1103 amino acids. NCBI's taxonomy places the organism in Eukaryota, Metazoa, Chordata, Crocodylia, Alligatoridae. Gene Ontology annotation, cellular component: nucleus; site of double-strand break; Smc5-Smc6 complex. Gene Ontology annotation, biological process: double-strand break repair via homologous recombination. The transcript is spliced from 28 exons. The record is from RefSeq and is a predicted model, not a curated record.
GUCGCGCACCACCCUCUUCCUCCCCCUGCCCCCGGGAUCGACUUCCGGGUUCUGUUGCUUGGGCGGGAUCGUUCGAACCGCAACGGGCGGCGGCGGCGCGCGCGUUCUCGGCCAGGAGACAGACAGUCUCGGUUGUUUCGCCACAUUUCUGCAGGCUGCGGGAAUGGAGCUCGCGGCACGGAGGUGGUUCGCGGACCAUGGCUUGGGAACUUAUGGUGUAGAUUAGAGACUUUAAGAGCAACGCCAAAAAUCAUGAGAGCUGGCAACGCCGCAACUGUACGUAUGGCUAAGAGAAGAGAGGAGAGCAUUUCAAAAACUAGACGCCACAAAAGGGCAAGACAAGAAAACACAGAUGAGUCUGGUCAUGAGCCUGAUGAAGUAACACGUUCACAUUUGCGGUCUGGCAGCAGUUCCUGUUCAGAGUUGACUUCAGGGGAGGUUGGAAUAAUUGAAAGUAUCCAACUAAAGAACUUUAUGUGCCAUUCGAUGCUAGGACCCUUUCCAUUUGGACCUAAUGUCUCUUUUGUGGUUGGAAACAAUGGAAGUGGGAAGAGUGCUGUAUUAACAGCUCUUAUUGUUGGCCUUGGUGGGAAAGCUACCACAACUAACAGGGGAUCCUCCCUGAAAGCAUUUGUGAAAGAUGGAGAGUCUUCUGCAGAUAUUUCAAUAACAUUACGAAACCAAGGCACAGAAGCCUUUAAACCAGAAGUUUAUGGUGACUCUAUUAUUGUGAAUCAGCAUAUUAGCACAGAAGGAAGUCGUAGUUAUAAAAUGAAAAGCAAAUCAGGGACCUUGAUUUCUUCUAAGAAAGAAGAACUUGUAGCAGUAUUGGAUCAUUUUAAUAUACAGGUAGAUAACCCUGUAUGUAUUUUAACCCAAGAGAUGAGUAAGCAGUUCUUGCAAACUAAAAAUGAAGGUGACAAAUACAAGUUCUUUAUGAAGGCAACCCAGCUACAGCAGAUGAAAGAUGAUUAUUUUUACAUCUUGAAAACCAAAGAAAAUACAAAUCUCCAGAUAAAACAAGGAGCAGAGCUUCUUCAAGCGCUUAAGGAGCAGUAUUUGGAAAAAAAGGAACGAUACAAGAGUAUUGAUUUUGUGAAUGAAAUGCAAAACAAUCUAGAAAAGUUGAAACAUAAGAUGGCAUGGGCACAGGUCAGUGAAGCAGAAAAAGCAUUACAAUCAAUCAAAGAUGGUAUUAGCAUUGAAGAAGGAUGUCAUGACAUUUGUGUCCAGAAGCUAAACGAAUGGCAGGUUAAAGUAAGUGAAGCAGAGAAAAAGUAUGAGGUCAUCAGAGAUAAAUUAGAAAAGAUAAGUGAAGAAACACAGGCAUUAAAGCCUCAGUGUAUUUCUUUGAAAGAAGAUGUGGAAGCAAAAAGAAAAGCACACAACGAAGCUGAGGCACUUUAUAAUCGCUCAAGAAGUGAAUUAAAACACUUGGAGCAAAACGAUGUACAAUUACGCAAACGGAUUGAAGAACUGAAAAAUAGUGCUGAGCAGAUUUCGGAACUUGAAAAGUUGGAAAAACAGAGAAAAAUCACCGACUUGAAAGAACAGUUAAAGAUGUUGGGUGAUCAAGAAAGCACGGUUAGUCAACAGCUGGAUCUGAUUCAGCAGGCUAUAUAUAAGUACAAGGAAGAACAUGCCAGACUAAAGAGAGAAGAACAUGAAACGAGACAAGCAGUGGAUGCCAAGCAGAGACAGCUGAGGGAGCUGCGAGAGAGUAAAACAAAUCAGUGGAAGAGAUUUGGGCAACACAUGCCAGUCCUCCUUGAAGCAGUUGAAGAAGCCUACAGACAAGGGCGUUUUAAACAUAAACCUGUUGGACCUGUAGGUGCUUUCAUUCGUCUCAAAGAUGCUGAACUUGCUCUGGCUGUUGAAUCUUGUUUAAAGAAUCUGCUUCUGGCAUUUUGUUGUGAUAAUCAUAACGAUGAGAGAACACUUUUAACCUUGAUGUCAGGAUGUUAUGCAUCUGGGAUUCGGCCACAAAUAAUUGUAAAUAGAUUUCGGGAUGAAAUUUAUGAGGUUACACAGAGGGCAGUCUAUCAUUCAGAAUUCCCAUCAGUCCUUACAGCUUUGGAAAUAGAUAAUGCAAUGGUUGCCAAUUGUUUGAUUGACAUACGGAAGAUAGAAACAGUCCUGCUAAUUAAAAAUAAUCGUGUAGCUCGUCAAGUAAUGCAGAGCAAUAAACCUCCAAAAAAUUGUAAAGAAGCUUUCACUGCUGAAGGUGAUCAGGUGUUUGAGAGACGAUAUUAUUCUUCUGACAACACCAGGCCUAAGUUCCUAAGUAAAGAUGUGGAAGCAGAAAUAAGUCAUGUGGCAAAAGAAAUUGAGACCCAAAAGGCACGGUUGUCAGUGUUUCAGCAACAUUUACGUUCCAUUGAUAAUGAGAAAAGAAAAAAGGAAGAUGAACUUAAUCAUCAUCAUCACCACCAGAAAGAUUUGCAGACCCAAAGAAGAAGAAUAACAGUAGACAUAACAGAUCUUGAGAAUAUAGAAGAAUACCAGUCAGUGGACAUCUCUACACUAGAAGACGAAGCCCAAGAAAACAAGAAUAAGCUGGAAUCUGUUAAACAGGAUAUGGAACAACGAAAGGCAGAAAUGGACAAAUUGAAAAUCAUUCUAAUAGCUGCUGAACGUAAAUUUGAAGAAAUUAAAGAAAAAAUUAACCAAGUAGAUUUGAUAGCUGGGCCGAUCAAGGAUGAAAUAAACCAAGCAGAUUCAGAAGUGGAAAACUGUAAACACUAUCAGCAGCAUUAUGAAAAGAAACAGAAAAAGCAUUUGGCAUCCAUAAAAAAGCUCAAAGAACUACUAGCUGCUAAAGAAAAAGAAUUGGAGGGAAAGACUGCACAGGCCAUGGAAAUUUGCCCUGAGCGGAUAGAAGUGAACAGAAACAUUAAGAGUCUUGACACAGAAAUGAAACGCUUAAGGGAAAGGAUAAAUUCAGAAAGAGAUUGCCGUGGAAACAGAGAAGAAAUAAUAAAGCAGUUUUAUGAAGCUAAGGAAAAAUACAAGGAUUCAGAGAGUAAAGUGAAGAAUUUGAAGAAAUUUAUUACAUUGCUUGAAGAAAUAAUGUCACACAGAUGCCACAUGUACAAGAAGUUCAGAAAGUCCCUUACUUUGCGAUGCAAGUUAAACUUUGUUGACUUCCUAAACAAUCGAGAUUACUCUGGAGAAUUAAAUAUUGACCACAAAAAUGAAACACUUUCAAUAAUAGUCCAGCCCGGAAAGGGAGACAUGGCUGCUUCGCAUGACACGAGAUCUCUAUCAGGAGGUGAACGUUCCUUCUCAACAGUUUGUUUCAUUCUUUCAAUGUGGGACGUUAUUGAAUCUCCUUUCAGAUGUUUGGAUGAAUUUGAUGUCUACAUGGACAUGGUUAAUAGACGAAUUUCAAUGGACAUGAUGCUGAAGGUGGCAGAUUCUCAGCAUAAUCGACAGUUCAUUUUUCUUACUCCACAAAACAUGAGCGCUUUACCUACAAGUCGUUUUAUUAGAAUCCUCCAACUGCAGGACCCUGAAAGAAGCCAAAACCUGAGUUACCAAAAUGGACAUCAAGAAGAAGACUGAAAUAAAAGCACUAUGGUACCUUAAUUUUCUACGGUUUUGUGAUAUUUUAUACUAUAUGUAUAAUUAUGUCUAUAAUAAUAUUUACUUAUUAUUGUUCAUUAAGAAGAAAAUAUAAUUGGAUGAUAUGUCUAACAAAGGAAGCUGUUCCUUUUAGAUUUUCUGCAAAAGUACAUGAUUGUACAAACCUAAAAUGUAAAUACAGCACAACAUUUUUAAAAAAUUAAGUUUCUGUUCAUUAGAAAAACUGAAACAUUAAUUUCUACUGCUUUUUUAAUUGUCAACUAAAAAAAUUGUGUUUAAUUAAAUACAAAAAAUAUUUUAAGAAACUCUAAGAAUUGAUUUGGCUAGUAAUGUGCUAAAUACACAAAGUUAAAAUGUGAAAAUCGGCCUACAGGUAAUCUUAACGUUUUCAUUUACACUGUUUUAGGAGUUUUUAGUAUAAAGCCCUUAACCUCAUCUUUGAAGCCUGUUAGCUUUGCUGUUCUGUGCAUCAAAUAUAAUAUUAUCAUGAUAUUAGCCAGUAUUUCUGAUUUAUUUAGCAGUGUUGAUACCUGCAAUAUAAUGCAUUUCCAAGGCAAUAUAUGUCUUAAGGACUGAACAAGUGAUAAAUGAAAAGUUGAACAAAAAUGCACAGCUCUUUUAAAAACUGUCUUUUCCCUGGCACUAUUGAAUGUUGAUGGUGUAUUAAUACAUUUAAUUGAGUCAUAUUUUGAUGGUGUAACUAUAUCGGAAAAAAGACAUUAUUGACUAAUAACUGGAAUUAUUCAAAAUAUGUUGUCCAUAUACAUGCACACCCAUGUAUAGAUGGGCUUAGCCCCUGAGCCUUUGACCAUACAGCUUUUCUUACCUUACCAGUAUCCACACACACUGCUCUAGCUCCUCUUCUCAUACUACCCCUACACAUAAGGGAUAAAGGACAAAACAUUCAUCCCUGGUUCUCAGUUUCCUCUAACUUCAGAGAAGCUGACUCUCAGAAGGAGAAAAGAAGGAAGGUGGAAUUCAGAAGUGGGUGUAGACAACCAUGAAUGACUUGUGCCUCCUGAGACGGGGCUGCACAAUUUGUGGUCGGCAGCAGGGUGGUGAGCAGCAACCACCUGCAGAAGCCAG